Molecule: messenger RNA, 2629 nt
Organism: Carassius carassius (crucian carp)
Lineage: Eukaryota; Metazoa; Chordata; Actinopteri; Cypriniformes; Cyprinidae
Product: NXPE family member 3-like
Exons: 8
Coding region: 4-1731 (575 amino acids)
Source: RefSeq, a predicted model, not a curated record
UUAAUGGAGAUUGAAACUCGAAAACAACACUUUCACAGGGAAAGAUCAUGUUUAAGGAGGUUUUUUACUGGCCUGUGUCUACUGGUUUUCAUGUGUUUUCUGGUCGUAUGGUCUUACAUGGGUAAUGGAAGGAAGAAGCACCCUCAACCAAACUUUUUGUCUCAGCACUUUGCAGGCCUCUCUAACUCUCCGAAAUCCACUUCUCCUUCAGCACUCAGUUCAGAUGAGUCAGGUCAGCUUUACUCUGAAUUUGGAAUCAGUUUAGAUGACUACUCCAGCUUACAGCAGACUGUUUACUGGGCAGAGCCUGACAGAUCAAUCACAAAUUUGUCAAUGAGUACUAGUCCAGCUCACACCACAUUCAUCAUAGAGAACCUGAAAGAGAGCUACCAAAUUGGUGAGGAGCUUUUUGCUGUGGUACAUGCAAAGGAUUUUGAUAAUAAAUCCAAACAUUACGGGGGCGACUUUUUCCAAGCCAAGCUGUUCUGGUCUAAAACUAAGGCCAGUGUGUUUGGAGAGGUAGAGGACCUGCUCAAUGGCUCCUACUCUGUGCGUUUCCUCCUGCCGUGGGUUGGUGAGGCCCAGGUGGCUGUGCGUCUAAUUCACUCCAGUGAAGCUGUGCAGGUCCUGAAGCAUCACAGAGAUACUGACUCUGACAGAGUGUACUUUAAUGGAUAUUAUGAGGGACCAGGACCAAAUAAGACCUGGUUGAGUGAAAUAGUGAAGUGUAAUGUGAAGUGGGACAAGAGUGGACUAGAGCGUAUGGGAACCAGAGACUGUUGCUGUGAAUACAACGAUCCCCGUACUAGAGAAACAUGGCGCUGCCAGAGACCCAAAUCACUGCCAUGCAGUGCCUUUGUGUACCACUCUAUGGGCGGUUAUAGAAACCGUCUGACUAAUAAAGAGAAGAUGUUAAUGACACAAACUAACAAAGGCAUCAAUGGAGAUAAGAGCAUCAUCAAAAUUGUUUAUUUCCAUGGAAAUAAAACUAUUGAUGUAACAGAGAAAUGUCGUCCGGGUUUACACACUCCAGUUCCAGCCGGUUUUUACCUGAAUGAUGUGUGGACGUCAUUUGUGUGUAGCACCCGUCAUUUUACAACCCAAAUGACAACAGAGUGCCUGAAAAACAAACACAUCUACAUGAUGGGAGACUCUACUAUGAGACAGUGGUUCGAGUUCUUUGUGAAAGCAAUACCAACCCUGAAGCAGAUGAACCUCCAUGUCCAAUAUCAGUCAGGGCCGCUCAUAGCAGUGGAUGUGAAGAACAACAUUGACUUACACUGGAGGGCUCACAACGUUCCUCUGCGCACUCGAAAAACAGCAGUUGCUAAUCUGCACUACAUCAGUAAUGAGAUCGAUGACCUGGCUGGAGGACCCCACACAGUCAUUAUAUUCAAUCUGGGGCCCCAUUUCACCACGUACCCUUUGGAUUUCUACACUCAUAGAGUUUUGAGGAUCCGCAAAGCUGUUUUAGCAUUGUUACAGCGGGCGCCUGACACUACCAUUAUAAUCAAGACUGUCAACACUGGCUAUAAGGACAUUUUCGGCAGUGACUGGUAUUCUCUACAGUUGGACAGAAUUCUGCGAUGGGUUUUUCAGGAUGUCGGUGUUUAUAUUCUGGAUGUGUGGCAAAUGACGGCCUGUCACUACAACAAAGAGAACAUCCAUCCAGCCUCAGUCAUCAUCAAAAAUGAGAUUGAUAUUUUACUCUCUUUUACUUGCCCUAAAUGAAUUUAAUUGAUCUUGACAAGUGAACAUUCAGGUUACUUUAAUUAUGGAAUUUUAAUAUUAUAAUUAUAAUGAUAAUAAAAUUCUAAUUAUGGUCAUAGUUGAUUUACCAAUUAAGCUUAUCAAAAACACAUGAAUAAUGUGGACCAUAAUUUUAUUAGCUUUCUCUAAAUAAGUAAGUGUUUAAAUUGAAUUAGCUCUAAAUUAAAUCACAUAAAACAAAAUAAAAGCAAUGCUAUGGCCAUCUAGAGGUGGUUUAUUCAGUCAAAAUCUGCUGAAUGCAGGUCAAAACUAUAGCAAUGGAUGACAAAAUAAUAUUAAUCUAAUACUGUAUGUUAAAAUAGAUCUGGGGAUUGAGUCUUGGAGUGUGAAUGCAAACUAAUAGACAUACCACUUUUUACAAGUAAUGUUCCUUUAUUUCUCAGUUUAACUCCAACUUUCACUUGAUCUUUUUAAAUAGUAUUUACUGUUUACUGUUUUUUUUUCACCAGUUUACAUCUGUCUGCUUGUCAUUUUAUGGUAUGUUAUAUAUGAAUCUGAUGUACAGUAUACGCUUAUUGUGUUCAUUCUACUGUGGUUAACAGAAUACACUUACACUUAUAAACGUUUUAUCUGUUAUCACAUUACAAAGGAAACAUACACCAUGAACAUACAUCAAUUAAUUUUUACAGAAUUAUAGGUAUUGGUAUAAUCUAUGAGAGUGUUUAAAUUUUUUUUUUUUUUUUUGAGUGUUCAAUUUUACAAAUUUUAGAACCUUUCAUAAUGGUUGUAACAUUCUUUAAAUUGCUCCUUAUUGUCCUGAUGUGUACGGCGCUGUGAAAAAAAAAACAUCUGCUCAAUGAAUAAGUGUAACUGACCAAAUGAAUAAUGUAGAUAUAAAUGUUCAGAUCACUAUACUGUA